CCCCGCCGAAUUAUCCCCGAAUCUUCAAACGAAUCACUCUACACAUUUUGCCCAAUUAACGCCUCUCCCCGCGUCGAUUCUCUCUCUAAAAAUCGGAACGCCAGCUCUUCUUCUCCCUCCUUCAACCGCCUCUCAAAAUAAAAGGAAACCCGACUCCCCUCUUUCCUUCUCCCCGUCUAAAGCCCAGAGAUCCAAAGAAAGAAAUAGAGCUCAUCGGAACCCUAAGCUCCCCCCCCAUUUUCCUCCUCCGGCCACCGGAGACUAUGGUGAUUUCUGUGGAUUCUCCGAGGAGGUCGAUCCGUGAGCUGGUUUUCGAAAGCGUGCUGGCUUACCACGCAAAGCCACAGGGAAAGCUCCGGCUUCCGAGCGUGGGUGAGCAAGGGGAGGCGGCGGGAUUAGAAGACGACGAUGAGAUUGGGGUUUGGGAGGAGGAGGAAGGGAAUGUGGAACUGGUGGAGCUUGGGGCUGAGCGCACCAAAAACGUGCUCAUUCUCAUGAGUGAUACCGGUGGCGGCCAUCGUGCAUCUGCGGAGGCCAUUCGCGACGCAUUUCGACUUGAAUUUGGCGACGAGUAUAAGGUGUUUGUGAAAGAUGUGUGCAAGGAAAGUGCAGGGUGGCCAUUGAACAACAUGGAAAGAUCCUACAAAUUCAUGGUUAAGCAUGUUCAGCUAUGGAGGGUUGCGUUUCACAGCACUUCUCCUCGCUGGGUACAUUGCUUCUACCUCGCAGCCAUUGCUGCAUUCUACGCCAAGAAGGUGGAGGCAGGCAUUAAGAAGUACAAGCCAGAUAUCAUCAUAAGCGUUCAUCCCCUCAUGCAGCACAUUCCUCUAUGGGUGCUCAAAUGGCAAAACCUCCAGAAAAGAGUUGUUUUUGUUACCGUUAUUACUGACCUAAACACCUGCCAUCCCACAUGGUUCCAUACUAAUGUCAAUAGGUGCUAUUGUCCUUCUAAGGAAGUAGCAAAGCGGGCUUCGCUUGAUGGCCUCCAACCCUCCCAGAUACGUGUAUUUGGCUUGCCCAUCCGGCCAUUAUUUUGUCGGGCCGUUAUUUCCAAGGAUGACUUGAGGGUAGAGCUUGAGAUGGACGCUGAUCUUCCAGCUGUGCUGUUAAUGGGUGGUGGUGAGGGGAUGGGUCCGGUCAAGAAGACUGCAAAGGCCCUCGGAGAAUCACUGUAUGAUGUUUCUGAGGGAAAGCCAAUGGGACAACUUGUUGUUAUUUGUGGAAGGAAUCAAACUCUAAGCUCCACUCUUCAGUCGCUUCAGUGGAAAAUCCCGGUGAAGAUAAGAGGAUUUGAGACACAGAUGGAGAAAUGGAUGGGGGCUUGUGACUGUAUUAUAACUAAGGCCGGACCUGGAACCAUUGCCGAGGCUUUGAUUAGGGGACUCCCUAUAAUCCUAAAUGACUUCAUUCCUGGACAGGAAGUGGGCAAUGUCCCCUAUGUGGUUGACAAUGGUGCCGGGGUUUUCUGCAAAAGCUCCAAACAGACCGCAAGCCUCGUUGCACGGUGGUUUGGAGCCGACUCUGCCGAGCUUAAAAAAAUGUCGGAGUGCGCCCUAAAAUUGGCACAGCCGGAGGCGGUCUUCGACAUUGUUAAAGACAUCCAUGAACUGGCUCAAGAGCAGGGACCUAUGUCCAACAUCCCCUAUACAUUGACUCCAUCAUGCAGUUCAUCAUUCAUUUAUGGAGCUUCGUAAAAUCAAUGGAAAUUAGCUCGACUUCUAAAAUUUGUUGACGAGCUAUCUCUGGACCGAACACGAGUUUUUCAAGAUGGUUUGGUUUAGAUAGAAUUGACAUUCUUUGGCCUCAAUGCUGUUAACAUUUCUAUCAGAAAAAGAUGGUGAUGCUUUUGUAUAGGGGGAAAAGUUUGAUUUUAUAGGAUUAUAUUUUUCAUUUAUGUUUUACAAUUAAAAGUAUCAGCACCUGUAUUGUUUCAUUGUUUGUUUGUAUGUAGUUAACUUUCUGGCAACUGAAUGAUUUGGGAUUGCUUUCUUUUUUUUUCGGGCUUCUUAGCAUGAGUUAAGAAGAGAAUUGAACAAAGAUUCAAUAUGCUAUGUCGGCAUGUAUCAAUUUUAACAUUUGUAAGUAAAUCUG
Messenger RNA from Phalaenopsis equestris, 2091 nucleotides. RefSeq names its product probable monogalactosyldiacylglycerol synthase 3, chloroplastic. NCBI's taxonomy places the organism in Eukaryota, Viridiplantae, Streptophyta, Magnoliopsida, Asparagales, Orchidaceae. The transcript has 8 exons. Bases 264 to 1694 code for a protein of 476 amino acids. Gene Ontology annotation, biological process: glycolipid biosynthetic process. The record is from RefSeq and is a predicted model, not a curated record. Gene Ontology annotation, molecular function: hexosyltransferase activity.